Fraxinus pennsylvanica is the source of this 417-nucleotide messenger RNA. The record is from the annotation of a GenBank genome assembly. NCBI's taxonomy places the organism in Eukaryota, Viridiplantae, Streptophyta, Magnoliopsida, Lamiales, Oleaceae.
AUGACUCCCUUGCUGAAAGGCAUGGUUGUUAGCAAUGAACCGGGGUAUUAUGAAGAUCAUUCCUUUGGAAUCAGGAUUGAGAAUCUUCUUUUCGUGAAGGAAAUUGACACACCAAAUCGCUUUGGAGGAAUAGGAUAUAUGGGGUUUGAAAAGCUCACAUUUGUUCCCAUUCAGGUUUCAGAAAUUGCCCAAAGCAGUGAAUUCAAACUCAUGGUGAUCGGGAAAGCCGGGUUUCCACCUGCAAUGGUGGCUGCGCUGGCCAAUCACCACAAUGCAUACAAUGAGUUGGGACCAACUGGAGGCUUGUUAGCAUCCUUGUGUAAUGACAGUAAGAGUUCUGUGCUUGUGAUCCAACAUCGUGAUUCUACCCAAGAAGACGAGUUUAAUUUGAAGAUGGUUCAGUUGAUAAUUAUGUGA